This is a messenger RNA of Fopius arisanus, 4048 nucleotides long. RefSeq names its product diacyl glycerol kinase 1 (gene Dgk). Gene Ontology annotation, biological process: diacylglycerol metabolic process; intracellular signal transduction; lipid phosphorylation. The record is from RefSeq and is a predicted model, not a curated record. Gene Ontology annotation, cellular component: plasma membrane. Gene Ontology annotation, molecular function: calcium ion binding; ATP-dependent diacylglycerol kinase activity. NCBI's taxonomy places the organism in Eukaryota, Metazoa, Arthropoda, Insecta, Hymenoptera, Braconidae.
GGGCGCGUGUGCGCCUCGUGAGUUCGCCACAGAAUUCUUAAUGUAUCCACCAAAAAUCACAAUUCCACUUCCAGAUCAUCCACUACAAUCAUCACCCUAAAGCCGCUUCUCGUCUUAAAAUUAAUAAUCAUCGAACUAUCAAUAAACAAUCGCUGACACACCGGUAACGAGGAUUACUCCCAUCGAUUCGGCGAGCCUUCUGUGAUGUUGAGAUAAGGGAUUUUAUCAUAAAACAAUAUCAACAUCAUCUCAUUGACUCCAUGAGGGAAAACUAAAGCGGGAAAAUCUUUUUGUACGUAGGGAUGGCGCCGUUAUGAUGUCUGAUGCAGUAAUCACGGUGAAUGGGGUUGGCUGCCCACGACUUAUUCGAAGAUAAUAACCAAUCAAGGAUGACCCUACAUUGGGACAAAUUGUCUCCAGCAGAAUUUCAACAACUCCAGGAUUUAGCGGCAUGAUAUCGAUUACGAGGGUUUUCGCAAAUUCUUGGACACAUACCUGGAGGUUGCCACACCCGACGAGUUAUCCCGACACCUAUUCCUGUCGUUCCUCAAGAAGGGAUCGAAGAAUGUCGAUGGCAAAGCAUUCAAAGAAAUGGCGGCAUUAUCCUCGACAACAGCGUGUGCCGCCAUAACUUCGCACACGACUUCAAAUACUAAUGUUAACAGCACUGGUUUAACAACAGCAACUAGCGAGAGUCAUGGAUCCUCAUUGGCUGAUAAAAUUCAUGGUCUCACCGAGAAAAUUCAGGCACUUGGACAUCACAGGGCCGACAGUGAGGCAUCAGCUCGCACCCGAACAGGAAGUGUUCACCCGAUGCUGACAGUGGCUCACACUUCGUACAGCUGUCACGACGUUCUCGAAAAGAAAAGUACAGAUAGCAGUCCAAGUCACAGCCAAGUCUCCAGAAAUUCAUCAAGAAAGUCCAAUAAUUCGCUCCUCGUGAACAAUGGAAAACUAGAAGAAAUGCGACACAUUGUCAGGAAACAGAGUACCAUCGACGUGCACUCUGUCAAAGUGAGUCUAAAAGAUAUUGUCUGCUACCUGUCACUCCUGGAAGCCGGUCGACCCGAAGACAAAUUGGAAUUUAUGUUUCGUCUCUACGACACAGACGGUAAUGGCGUACUGGAUACAAAUGAAAUGGACUGUAUUGUUAACCAAAUGAUGAACGUCGCCGAAUAUCUCGGUUGGGACGUAUCAGAGUUAAAACCCAUACUCCAAGAUAUGAUGAUUGAAAUUGAUUACGAUGCUGAUGGGACAGUAUCCCUGGAGGAAUGGAAACGAGGUGGAUUAACGACUAUUCCACUUCUGGUGCUUCUCGGUCUCGAUUCUCAUGUGAAAGAGGAUGGAAAUCAUUUAUGGAGGCUGAAGCACUUCAGCAAACCGGCGUAUUGCAAUCUCUGUUUAAAUAUGCUCGUAGGACUUGGCAAGAAGGGUCUCUGCUGUGUUUUUUGCAAAUAUACUGUGCAUGAGAGAUGUGUCCAGCGAGCUCCAGCUUCAUGCAUAGCUACAUACGUCAAAAGUAAGAAAACAUCCCAAACAAUGGUCCACCACUGGGUGGAGGGAAAUUGUCACGGUAAAUGUUCAAAAUGCAGAAAGACCAUCAAAAGCUACAACGGAAUUACUGGACUCCACUGUCGCUGGUGCCAACUCACUUUGCACAACAGAUGUGUAUCCCAAGUGAAGGCAGAGUGCAAUCUCGGUGAGCAUGGAGUACACAUACUUCCACCCACAGCUAUUUGUCCAGUUGUCCUGGACAGACAGAGAUCGCUAUCGAGAGACAGCAAAAGAGGCAGUAAACAUGGUCAAGACACGUCUUCCAUUGGUUCAGGUGCCUUUUUGAGUUCGAGUAACUCCUCGAAUCAGCAGCCAGCCAUGUCAUUCCAGAUAACGCCAGCGCCAGGAACAACUCCACUGCUGGUCUUCAUUAAUCCAAAAUCAGGUGGAAGACAGGGCGAGAGGAUGCUCAGAAAAUUUCAAUACAUUCUGAAUCCCCGACAAGUCUACAAUUUAGCCAUCGGUGGGCCGAUGCAAGCACUCCAGAUGUUCAAGGACGUACCAAACUUCAAGGUAAUCUGUUGUGGAGGCGAUGGAACUGUUGGAUGGGUCCUGGAGACAAUGGACCGAGUGCAAUUCGAGUAUCAACCAGCAAUCGGUGUGAUACCCCUGGGCACAGGUAACGACCUGGCCCGUUGUUUGAGGUGGGGUGGUGGUUACGAGGGUGAGGCAAUCCACAAAAUUCUGAAAAAAAUUGAAAAAUCUACUCCAGUAAUGAUGGACCGAUGGCAGAUCGACGUGACAGACCAAAAAGAGGAAAAAAAGCCAAAUCACGAUUCAAUUCCCUACAAUAUCAUAAACAACUACUUCUCGGUUGGUGUAGAUGCUGCGAUAUGCGUUAAAUUUCAUCUCGAGCGUGAGAAAAAUCCUGAAAAAUUCAACAGUCGCAUGAAGAACAAAUUGUGGUACUUCGAGUACGCAACUACCGAGCAAUUUGCCGCAAGCUGUAAAAAUCUACAUGAGGAUCUUGAGAUUAUUUGCGAUGGAACACCGUUGGAACUGGCGCAUGGCCCGUCUCUCCAGGGUGUCGCACUCUUGAACAUUCCAUUCACCCAUGGUGGAUCGAAUUUAUGGGGUGAACAUCAUGCACGACAUCGACUUGGAAAACGAAAGAAACGACCGGACAAGGAGUUGAGCACUAGUAGCUUCAAUUCAGUGGAUCUCACUGUUGCUAUUCAGGAUAUUGGAGAUAAUCUCAUUGAGGUGAUUGGAUUGGAGAAUUGUCUGCACAUGGGGCAAGUUAAAACGGGGCUGAGGGCAUCGGGAAGACGAUUGGCUCAGUGUAGCAGCGUAACCAUUACAACUAACAAAAGAUUUCCAAUGCAAAUUGAUGGGGAGCCCUGGAUGCAAGGACCAUGCACGAUACGUAUCACCCAUAAAAAUCAAGUGCCAAUGCUAAUGGCCCCGCCUCCGGACAAAAGUCGAGGAUUCUUCCGAUUUUUACGAAGAUGAAAGACCAAAACACUCGAGAAAAAGAUGAAAUCGCCAGACCGCUGAAGAUCAAUGGCACACGGAAGUGAAAAUAGUCUCGCAUUACGGCUCUCCUUUACUAAAAUUCCAAGAUUUUUCAUAGAUCGGUCAAUCAAUUGAUUAACAAAAAAAAAGAACAAAAAUCCUGGAUUGCCAGAAGAGAUUAUCGUCGUUUGAAUACAGUAUUUUAUUUUCAGUCCAGACCAAAAAUAAUAUAUACAACUAGUCAUUUUACAGCUUUACCCUUGCAAUUGUACUUAUCGAUUAUUUAUUACUGUUUGCUAUCGAAGAAGUAUUUAGUUUUGUACAUAAUUUACAGUGUAUUACGUAUUUUUAUUAAUUAUUCACACUCGAAAGUAUUCGUCUUGUUAUUUCUUCAUGGACUAUUUAAUCAAUAUUUUACGCUGAUAUGGAGUGAAUUUAUAUUACUACAAGCAUAUCCGUUAGCGUGUACGAGACAGCACGAUUGAUGUCAUUAUUUUAUAGAUUAUUAUCCAUUUUUCAAACUCUUUGUCUUCCGUAAACAUCAUUUUUCGUGCCAAUACGAAAGCUUAACAACCGUUUUUGGUUGAGCAAUGUCUGUACUAGUUUUAUUCGAUGUAGCCUUUAUGGAUUUAAAUAACAAAAUUUUGUAUAAUAAUAAUUAUCGCAAGGGGGAGAAUCACGGAAUAUGAAGAAUAUUGAAUUUCUGUACAUCGAAUUAUUAAAAUUACGAUACGUCAUUUUACGAUAUGAGCGAUAUCGAUAAUAAAAAAUAAUAACUAACAAACAAUGAUAUCUCCUUCGGAAAUCAAUAGGUUUUAUUUUGCCACUGAAUUCAAUAUUCCUCUUUUUCUGGGGAUAUUCGAUCCUUACGCUUCGACGCAAAGAAAAAAUCAAGCUCUUCUAAACGGACAAUUCAUCUCUAGAUCAGCAAUCGAGAAAAAUCGCUUUCUCCGAUUUUACCCGGGACAUUUUUUUAUAAUCUGUAUCAUAAAUAAAACUCCAGGGAAAUUGGUAUAAAGAGAAAAUAAUUAUCAGACAA